Molecule: messenger RNA, 802 nt
Organism: Melanotaenia boesemani (Boeseman's rainbowfish)
Lineage: Eukaryota; Metazoa; Chordata; Actinopteri; Atheriniformes; Melanotaeniidae
Gene: cetn4
Product: centrin 4
Exons: 5
Coding region: 96-611 (171 amino acids)
Biological process (GO): mitotic cell cycle; nucleotide-excision repair; centriole replication
Cellular component (GO): centrosome; centriole
Molecular function (GO): calcium ion binding
Source: RefSeq, a predicted model, not a curated record
ACAAAAGAAAAAAAAUACAACGGCGCUACCUGUUUUGUUGACAUAUAAUUAUCAAACACAACAUUGAAGAUUUCCUGCCUGAAUCAUCUUCUCAAAUGGCUUCGAAUUACCGAAAAUCAGCUUCCUCUGCGAACCAAAAGAAAAAGACAAACUCCAAACUUGAACUGACCGAAGAGCAAAAGCAAGAAAUUAAGGAGGCGUUUGAUCUUUUUGACACUGAUGGAACUGGAGCCAUAGACGUUAAGGAGCUAAAGGUUGCCAUGAGAGCUCUUGGCUUUGAACCAAAGAAGGAAGAAAUAAAGAAGAUGGUUGCAGACAUUGUUAAAGAAGGAUCUGGAACAAUUGAUUUUAAUGACUUUCUCAGUAUAAUGACAGUUAAAAUGAAUGAAAAAGACUCCAAGGAGGAAAUAUUGAAGGCUUUCCGUCUGUUUGAUGAUGACGGCACAGGGAAAAUCUCAUUUAAAAAUCUGAAGAGAGUUGCCAAGGAGCUGGGGGAAAACCUCACAGACGAGGAGCUGCAGGAAAUGAUUGAUGAGGCCGACCAAGACGGGGACGGUGAAGUCAGUGAGCAGGAGUUCCUACGGAUAAUGAAGAAGACCAACCUUUAUUAAACCAGCUGAGUGUGCUACAGUCCAAACUCGAGGCAUUUUUAUACACUUUAGAUCUUUUUUUGGACUGUUUUUAUUCAUUAGCUUGCUUUUUUUUAUGUAGGCAGAAAGCUUUUCUUUGUAAAUAAAUGUUUUCAUAUACUGUAUCUUCGCACAGAAUGUUUCUACGAGACAAAUAAAUAUAUUUCAUCAUA